AUGGACGAGGCCCUGGAAGAGAAUACGUGUCGUAUCUGCCGUGGUGAAGCCACGCCGUCUUCACCGUUGUUCCAUCCUUGUAAGUGUAGAGGCUCCAUCAAGUACAUUCAUCAAGACUGCUUGGAGGAGUGGUUGAAACACUCCAACAAGAAGGAUGCCACCUGUGACAUCUGCCAUGAGCAGUACAAGUUCACCACGGUGUACAACCCGGACACGCCGGAGGUUGCACCUGUCUCGUUGAUCCUGUCGAGAUGGAAGCAGCGUGCCAGCAGGUGGAUUCGGUACUCGCUGAGUGUGGUUGCACUGGUUGUUGGGUUUGCAGCACAGAUCCCACUGUUUUGGGCGGUGGUGACCAGGUUCUUGACGUAUACUCUGAACAAUGUGCCCGUUCAUGGCGACUUCUUCGUGUCCUUGGUGUACGGUGAUGCAGCGUUCACAGGUGAUCCGUGGAGUUGGAACAACUUGGUGAAGACGUGGGGUGUGACCUUUGUCGAGUCGCUCGCCACCAUUGCAUGCUUGCUUGUUGUGAACCUGUCGCUGUUUGUUGUUAACGAGAGAGUAAGAACAGACCCAGGGUUCAAGAGAAUGGUUGACAAGGACAUAGGAGACCCGCUUAGGCAGAUCCCCAAGAGAGACGGCGGGCUGGAUUUAGGCCCCAUCAUGGAUCACAUCAACGUUGUCAAUGGUAUACUGGGCGAAGGGGAAGGCGAUGACGAAGAACGACAGAGAAGGGUGCAAAGACAAGUGCAAAGGCUGGCUGCGCUGAGAGAAGUCCACGAGAACCAACUGAGGCUACACC
Molecule: messenger RNA, 799 nt
Organism: Williopsis jadinii
Lineage: Eukaryota; Fungi; Ascomycota; Saccharomycetes; Phaffomycetales; Wickerhamomycetaceae
Product: zf-C3HC4-domain-containing protein
Exons: 1
Cellular component (GO): endoplasmic reticulum membrane
Molecular function (GO): zinc ion binding
Source: RefSeq, a predicted model, not a curated record